Symbiodinium sp. CCMP2592 is the source of this 792-nucleotide messenger RNA. The record is from the annotation of a GenBank genome assembly. Lineage: Eukaryota; Dinophyceae; Suessiales; Symbiodiniaceae.
AUGAAGUUCAUUGGUUUGGGCAACAGUUUAUUGGAAUAUCCAUCGACGUUUCAGACCAUGUACUUUGCCAGUUCCACGCAAGGCGUGCAGGCAACUUCCCAGAGUGCUUUUCCACCGAUCGUCAAGCCUCCUAUCCGUGCUCGCUCUGCUGAUGGGCUAGAGAUGUAUGUCACUGUGAGCUUUCAGUGGAAGCUCGAGCCGCAGGCUUUGACCCCCUUGUACUACCUGCUGGGUGAGGAGGGCUAUGAUGAUGCUUUCGUUCGGUUUGCCCGCGCAGCAAUCAUUAGCACAUGUUCGCAUUUCCCUGCUGACAUGUACUUCACCAACCGUACCAUCAUCAUCGCCGCCAUGCUGGAGGACUUAGAAAGAAACUUCCAACUUCCGGACAAAGGUCUGCAAGCGAAUAUCAAAGGCUUACAGCUCCAAGAGGUGGAUUUGCCCGAUGAGUUCGACGUCGAGAUCGGGCAGACGCAAGCCCAGCUGCAGGAGCUCGAGGUUGCCUUUGCCGAGCGCGUGGAGAGAGAAGUAGCUAUGCAGACUGAGCUACUCGUCUCUACUCAGCAGGUGCUGAGAAAUUUGGAGACUCAACGUGGUGAGUCUGAAGGAGUUCUGGAGCUCAAUCAAGCUGAGGUCGACCAACUGCUCCUAUUCCAGGAGCGGCAGGCUCUUGCCAACAACGCGAUCUUGCAGCAGUUCGAGAAUGAUACGCAGCCCUUUGAAAGGCUGUUCGAGCUGAUGGAAGUUCGACUGCUGGACGGCCACAACUCUGAGAAUCUCAUGUUUUCCCUGUAG